Molecule: messenger RNA, 1930 nt
Organism: Alnus glutinosa
Lineage: Eukaryota; Viridiplantae; Streptophyta; Magnoliopsida; Fagales; Betulaceae
Product: probable purine permease 11
Exons: 2
Coding region: 183-1319 (378 amino acids)
Cellular component (GO): membrane
Molecular function (GO): purine nucleoside transmembrane transporter activity
Source: RefSeq, a predicted model, not a curated record
CUUUGGUCUUCACUAAACCCGCGCACUAGUGUGCGUGUUUUCUGCAUGCUACUGAACAAGGGCACGUUUGUAGCUCACGUGGUGCCCCACAUAGGAGGGACCACCCAAAUAAAUAGAGCCACCUAUAAAAUGAUAAACACUAGAAGAAAGAUAAGCAUAUCUUUUUGAUUCUUUGAAUCCUCAUGGAGGCUGCUCAAGAGCUGCAACGAGAAACGGAAACCCGAGGUGACAAGCCAGAGCAAAACUCACAUAAAGGCACCUCUCUUACCAACCUACUGCAACUUCCUAAACUCAAACAUUACAAGUGGUGGCUUCGUGUGUCUUCUUACAUCCUCUUUCUCCUUGCCGGCCAAUCUGCAGCUACUCUCUUGGGAAGAUUAUACUAUGACAAAGGUGGGAAUAGCAAAUGGAUGGCAACAUUUGUUCAAUCAGCAGGCUUCCCAAUUCUACUCCCCCUUCUCUUUUUCUUCUCAUCCCCCGUAAAUACUUCCUCUGCAAGACCACCACCUGUCUCCACCCUUGCCCUUCUCUACCUAUUUUUGGGCCUACUCUUGGCAAGUGACAACCUGAUGUAUUCAUACGGACUCCUAUACCUACCUGUCUCUACUUAUUCUCUGCUAUGUGCAACCCAAUUGGCCUUCAACGCGCUCUUCUCCUUCUUCCUCAAUUCCCAAAAGUUCACACCCUUUAUACUCAACUCUCUAGUCCUUGUUACCAUGUCGGCAGCCCUUCUUGCAGUCAAUGCCGACUCUGAAAACACAACAGCAGGAGUCCCUAAAGGGAAGUAUGUAAUUGGAUUUCUUUGCACGGUUGGUGCAUCUGCAACAUACUCAUUAUACCUCUCCCUAGUGGAGCUGUCUUUCCAGAGGGUGAUCAAAACAGAGACCUUCUCUGCUGUCUUGGAUAUGCAGAUAUACCCAUCAUUUGUUGCAACAUGUGCAUGCGUGGUAGGACUUUUCGCAAGCGGUGAAUGGAAAGUUUUGGAGAAAGAGAUGAAGGAAUAUGAAAAAGGAAAGAUAUCCUACUUGAUGACUUUGAUUUGGACGGCAGUGACAUGGCAGAUUUCUUCGGUGGGUAUGUUGGGGUUGGUUUUUGAGGUGUCUUCUCUCUUCUCCAAUGUCAUUGGUACAUUGGCUUUGCCUGUUGUUCCCAUUCUUGCGGUAGUAUUUUUCCAUGACAAGUUAGAUGGGGUGAAGGUGAUGGCCCUGCUGUUAGCAUUCUGGGGCUUUCUUUCAUACAUCUAUCAACAUUAUCUCGAUGACUCUAAAUCCAAGGUAAACGAAACGAAUGCUGAUGAGGCUUCGAGCUCUGUUAUAUAGAUUUGUUGAAGGCUAGGAUAUUCAAAAAUUCCUUCUUUGCUGAUGAUCCUACAAAACACGUAUAUUUUUCGUUUUAAGUUCUUCAGUGAUUUAAGUAUGUAGAUUACAUCAAUUGCAAAUGAAUUUUAGACUUGAAAUGGGCAGGGGCCGCGCGAACGCAGGCCCCAACUAGCACAAAUAAUGACGUAGGCUCUCCCACAUUGGGGAGACCUUAGGCGAGCACCCCUCCCAAGUGCAAUGGAGGUCACUAACCUAGGCCAUGGUCCUACAUGAUCGACCAUUGACCCCGUCCAGGUAAGUAUCUUGCUCCGUCCCUCUCACUUCUCAUAUCUACGAGCGAGCCUCCACCUCUUCACUCGUGAAGUCUCGAUGUGGGACUGUUCGAAUAUACUACAAGGCUUUAUGCCGUAGGGCCGGUGUUAAGGCAUGAAUUCAAAUUACCAUGGAGAAAAAAGCAAAAUCAAUCCUUGCUUUGCAUCUUUAUAGAUUUUUUUUUUUUUUUUUCUAAUUAAAUAUGGGAGAAGGAUUACAAAGAGGAAAUCUUUCCCACUUCUUUAUAGAAUCAAUUCAUGUGGUUUGAAUUUUUUAUGUGGUUUACUUUUGUAUAAAAA